AUGACUACCAUUGAUCCAGAAUCAGGCGAGACACGAAUGCGUCGUUCACAUCCGAUGGUCAACAAUUUCAAUCAAUUUAUCAUAUGUGCAUGCCGUUGCAAUAUGGACAUCAAAUUUAUUUGGUCGGGCACGGAUACAAAAGCACUCGUGUAUUAUUGUACCGGCUAUAUUACAAAGACAAAUCUAUCCUUUCAUGAUACAUUUUCUCUUAUGCGGAAGGCCGUUCAACCCAACGAUAACAACAACAUAACUGAAAGUUCUGUCGACGAAGCUAGAAAGCUCGUCUUACGUUGCUACAAUUCUCUUGCUUCACAGCAAGGACUUUCUGGCGUUCAAGUAGGCACUUAUUCCAUAGAUUAUGGCGAUCAUUACACCAGUUAUGAAUUGGCUAAUAUAUUUCUCAUUGCUGUCGAACGCCACCUUCAAAACGAACUUGAACAAAGCAGAGCUUCUCUUGCUUCAUCUUCUACAACUACACAAGUGACGACUACAGAUGUAAUUGGCCUUGUCGAGGGCGAAGAAGAAUAUGAUGCCUCUGGGAUAGAAAAACAGUUUUCGAUUGAACAAUCAAGUGAUGCACAGAAAGUAGUUCUCGUCAAUCUACGAACUGACUAUCAAUUUCGUUCCCCUGAACUGGAGUUAGUUUGUUUAUACGACUUCGUUAGCUUCUUUCAUCGUAAGCCAUUCGCCGAUAACGAUCGAAAUAUUACCGAACAUCAAUUCACAAAUACUGAAGAUAUUCGGCUAAAUCCAGGUCGUCCACGCCAAGAGAGAUACAUAUUUAUGAACGAACAUCCACAAGCAAAUUCUCAUGGUAUCAUUAAGCGUCUUAACCCUGUUGUUCCUGUACUCAUUGGGCUACAGAUUCCACUAGCUACUCUCUUCAUUCCAUGGAGAAAUGUUAAAGAUCUUUGUGCUGUCAAUCAGAGUUGGUGCGAAGCACUUUUCUCUCGGCAAGAAAGUAUUUCAACAGAGUCAAAACAGAUUAUCGAAAAUAUUCAACUCUUGCAUGAAUGCAAGAAAGAUCGUGAUGCACAUUUACAACAAGUUAUUGCAAAUGUUCAAGCUAGUGACGAAAUAGAUCCUCGUCUUUUUCCUCGAAACAUGCGUGUAGACGACAAUGACGAAGAUGAUGAUGAUGAUUUAGAUCAAAAUGAAACGUAUUUCGAUCUCCUUGAUAGCCUAGCAGAUAAUAAUCCAACAUCUGGUAUCAGUCAUCUUUCUGAGAAAGAGCAACUUUAUCAAGAUGAAGCACUUCGCCUCCUUCAUGGAGUUGGACGAUUUUUGAAUUGUACCAGACGUGAUCAACCAUUCAUAGUAUCCACUUCUCUACCACAUUUCUCUGUCAAAACUCGGCUUUCGGAGCAGCAAAAUGCUGAAUGGCAAGCUGCCAUAAAAUCAGAUGCUCUUCGAAGACGACAACAAAGUAUUGUAGAGGAUGCUCCUUUAUCAGCAAAUCAUACCUCUAAUCAACUCGUCUCGACUACUACCACUAGCUGUAUUGCAGAAACUCCAAACCAAAUGAGUGAUCGAAUUGAAUCUGUUACGACAGACAUGCCGAUGGAGAAAGUCAUCUAA
Molecule: messenger RNA, 1578 nt
Organism: Adineta ricciae
Lineage: Eukaryota; Metazoa; Rotifera; Eurotatoria; Adinetida; Adinetidae
Source: the annotation of a GenBank genome assembly